Musca vetustissima is the source of this 990-nucleotide messenger RNA. RefSeq names its product regucalcin-like. The coding region runs from base 69 to 989 and encodes 306 amino acids. NCBI's taxonomy places the organism in Eukaryota, Metazoa, Arthropoda, Insecta, Diptera, Muscidae. Gene Ontology annotation, biological process: L-ascorbic acid biosynthetic process. Gene Ontology annotation, molecular function: gluconolactonase activity; calcium ion binding. The record is from RefSeq and is a predicted model, not a curated record. The transcript is spliced from 4 exons.
GUGAAGAAUUGGAGGUGGAAAAAGUUGUUGUGUCCCUGGAAGUACAUGUUAAUUCAGACAAUUUUUCGAUGUCUUACAAAGUAGAACCAUUGCCAGAAUCUCACGCCGAAUUGGGUGAAGGUCCCCAUUGGGAUAUUGAAAGACAAUCGUUGUACUAUGUCGAUAUUCAUGUUGGCAAAAUCUAUCGUUACGAUUACAACGAGAACAAGGUGUACAAGGCCCAAAUUGAAAAUGAAACAUUGGCCGGUUUCAUUAUUCCCAUUGAAGGUACCACCGAUGAAUUUGCUGUAGGUGCUGGACGCCGUGUCAUUGUUGUCACCUGGGAUGGUGUAUCUCCCGUUGCUAAGGUUAAGAAAACUCUCUUCGAAGUGCAGCAGGGUGAUGACCGCUUCAACGAUAAUCGUUUCAAUGAUGGUAAAUGUGAUCCUCAAGGUCGUUUGUUUGCCGGUACCAUGAAAUAUGUUGGUGAUGAAUUCGAACAUCGUUAUGGUGAAUUGUACAAAUACGAGAAGGGUGGCAAAGUGGAGGUUGUCAAGAGUGAUGUUGGUAUUUCCAACGGUUUGGCCUGGAAUGAAAAGACCAAGAAAUUCUAUUACAUCGAUACCACCGAUUAUGAGGUUAAGGAAUAUGAUUAUGACUUCGCUACUGGCAAGGCCUCCAACCCCAAGGUUGUCUUCAAUUUGCGCAAGAACAGCCCCAAGGAUCAUUUGUUGCCCGAUGGCAUGACCAUUGACACCGAGGGCAAUAUCUAUGUUGCCACCUUUAAUGGCCACACCAUUUACAAGGUUGACCCUAAGACCGGCAACGUUUUGUUGGAAAUUAAAUUCCCAUGCAAGCAAAUCACCUCUGCUGCUUUCGGUGGUCCCAAUUUGGAUAUUUUGUAUGUAACCACUUCUUCCCGUUUCGGUGAACCAGACCCAGCUGGCACCACCUACAAGGUUACUGGUUUGGGCGCUAAGGGUUUGCCCAUGGCCAAAAUGCAAAUUUAAA